CUGUAGGUAAGAGUGUGUGCGAGUGUCUGUUAUCUCUGAAAUCGCGCCCCAGAAUCCGGUGAGGGCUGGCGAAUCGCCGAGAUCAAAACAACGACGGCGACGGAAACGUUGGAUUUGUUGUGUAGCGCCAUUUCCCACCACCCAACAGCAUGGAGAUUGUUGGGAACUACGAGUACAACAGCAAGGAACUGAUUGGCCACGGGGCGUUUGCGGUCGUCUUCAAAGGACGCCACCGUGAGACCCACUGCCCGGUGGCAAUCAAAAGCAUCACGAAGAAAAGCUUGGCCAAAUCGCAGAGUCUGCUCGGGAAGGAGAUAAAAAUCCUGCAAGAGCUCAGCGCCCUGAAGCACAAGAAUGUGGUGAAGCUGCUGGCCUGCACCGAGAAGGAUCAUAAUGUCUACCUGGUGAUGGAGUACUGCAAUGGUGGCGAUUUAGCGGACUAUCUGGCAGUGAAGGGAACUCUUAGCGAAGACACGAUACGACUGUUCCUCGGCCAGCUCGCCAAUGCAAUGAAAGCCCUCUACCAGGCCGGUGUGGUGCACCGGGACUUGAAGCCGCAAAAUAUCCUCCUGUCGCACAACUGCGGCAAGGGGCUGCCAGUUCCGGCCAAGAUUACUCUUAAGAUAGCCGACUUUGGGUUUGCACGGUUUCUACAGGAUGGAAAUAUGGCAGCAACCCUGUGCGGAUCUCCGAUGUACAUGGCUCCGGAAGUGAUCAUGUCACUGCAGUACGAUGCCAAGGCGGAUCUCUGGUCCCUGGGGACCAUCGUUUUCCAGUGUCUCACCGGGAAGGCACCAUUCCAGGCGCACACGCCGCAGGAGCUGAAAAUGUUCUACGAACGCAAUGCCAGCCUCGCCCCGAAGAUUCCAUCCGGCACUUCCAACGAGCUCACGGACCUACUGAUGGGGCUGUUGCGGCGCAAUUCGAAGGAACGUAUGAACUUUGAUACCUUCUUCAAUCAUGCCUUCCUGCCGCGGGCCCAGACGCCGCAAAGUCACAAUGAUCCAGCUCAACUACCCGGUACGACUACGACUCAUUUUGCGGCUGCAGGCAAACUGAACAGUCCCCACCAGAAGACGGCACCGGUAACACUGCAACAGCACCAGCAACAGCAGCAGCAGCAAAAACAUCUCCAGCAAAUGAAUCAACCACCACAGCAUCAUCAACCACAGCAGCAGCAGCAGCAUGACCAGCAACACAUAACUCAGGUGCAGCAGCAGCAGCAGCAACAACACCAUCAGCAGCUGCAGCAGCAGCAAAAGCAGCUGCAGGAGUUGCAGAAGCAGCAAACGGUUGAAAAUAACAACGUGCCGCUUGCUGAGAUUGACGACAGUGUGGCAACGCUCAGUGCAAACAACACAUCCAACAGCAGCCCGGAAGAGUCGGAUGAUUUUGUCCUAGUGCCCAACAAUCUCCCGGUCGAUCCCUGCCAUGGUGGUGGUGGCGGUAGCUACGACAAGAGUAAACCUGCUCGAGUGCCUCAACCAAUGUCCCAGGCCCAGGCGAGUCCUCCCCGACCAAGCACGCUUCUGAUCUCGGAACCGAAACCCGUACCGACUGCUGCGCGCAAAGUGUCCCGUCCUCAGGCGCAAACACCACCAAAGAACAAUUCCAUACCUCGAUCGGAGCCGAUUAACAUGAAGCGAUCGGAGCAUCGAAGUAGCAACUGUGAUAUCCGAUCGAUUUCACCGCCGGCGGUGCAGUUUGCGAUCGGGACGCCACCGUCGUGCGGGCGCCGCCGAUCCGCGUCCGGUGGUUCGCUCUCCGAAACACCACCACCGCCCAACUGUUGGACCGUCAGUCCGGCCUCGCACCAGUCGCCUCUGCGUCGCUCCGGAACCAGUUCGCCCGUGCUGACGAAUGCACUGUCGAAACUUCCGGCGCUCGGUAGUCCCACGUUGCUGACCGGUACGGAUAAUAACAACCACCAUCGCGCCACCGGCCAUCCGUUGACGGCGCGUGCGUUCACGCUACCGGAAAUGGGCGCGACUGGUGGGCUGCAGAGCUACCUAGACGAUCACAACAUGGACGAUCAUCCGAUCAACUUCCACGCACCGGAGCUGCAUGCGGAAACCCUGCUGGACCGCGAUCACAACGAAACGCUGGCGAAACUGAACUUCGUCAUCGCGCUGACCGACUGCAUACUGGAGGUGGCCGAUUCGCGCUGUGCGCCCCUCUCGGCCCUGAUGUCUGCUGACGCGCAACCGAUGGUCCCUCACCCGCCGGAGCACUGCAAGCGGGCCGAGCGGCUGGUACUGCUGGUGCGCGCGCUCCAUCUGCUGUCGUCCGGACUGAAUCUCGCCUCGUCCCAGAUACAGGCCGGGCAUCUGAAACCCUCCAACAGUGUUAAGAACGCGCUGACCAUGAUGCACGCUAAAUAUCGCUCGACGCUGAUCGAAUCGAAAAAGCUAAACGGGACCGGUUUGCUGCAGCGGGCCAAUGCAAGCAACAUUACCGCCGAUAAAAUUCUCUACGAUUACGCGAUACAAAUGUGUGAGGCUGCGGCUCUGGACGAACUGUUCAACAAACCGGCGGAGUGUUUCCCACGGUACCAGUCGGCUCAAAUUCUACUGCACUCGCUGGCGCAGAAAUGUAAACAUCCACAGGACAAGAUAUUGCUCUCGAGAUACAAAGAUGCUGUCGAAAAACGGCUGUACAUAUUGAAAGGGCAAGGUUACAUCUACACCACUGACGAGCUAUCCUGAAUGCAGGCUACCAAUGGCUGGACCCUCGAUGCCAAUAGCCCUAAGUUCGAUUACGUAUGCUGCUGAACCUCGGCAAGCCUCGGCCACAUCAUCAGACUUUACUUUGGAACAAGGAAAAACAGUUAAACGUUUACCCCCACGGCUCAUGAUCGGAUUGUUUUACUUGCAUUUGAUCGAAAAAGUGGAAGCGAAGAAAGGGAAAAGAACACAUUUGUUUCACACACACACGAUCGAUUCGAUCCUGAUUGAGGUUGUAAAUACUGAGAAGAGUCCCUUGGCCCAUGCGUUACGUUAGUUUUUUUCGGCAAAACCCGCAACGACAGAUGAUGAACAGUCCAUUAGAAUCAGUAACUGAUUUCUGUUGCUCCAAACGCCGAACCGAAGGCGCACGGACAAAGGAGAAUACAAACAUUAGGUAGAUAAAGUGGUUCUGCCUUAGAUUUGUAAAUAACAGAGUUUCUUACCAGCUUUUCCGAUAGUAAUUUUCACG
Messenger RNA from Anopheles cruzii, 3195 nucleotides. It is a transcript of the gene Atg1, whose product is annotated as serine/threonine-protein kinase ULK2. Gene Ontology annotation, biological process: protein autophosphorylation; autophagy; positive regulation of autophagy. Gene Ontology annotation, cellular component: autophagosome; cytoplasm. The transcript has 14 exons. The coding region runs from base 150 to 2705 and encodes 851 amino acids. NCBI's taxonomy places the organism in Eukaryota, Metazoa, Arthropoda, Insecta, Diptera, Culicidae. The record is from RefSeq and is a predicted model, not a curated record. Gene Ontology annotation, molecular function: protein serine/threonine kinase activity; ATP binding.